UCGGUGUAGAAUAUAAGUAAAAAAUGAGACCACUGACAUAUUUCGCAUUUACACUGUUAUCAGUUGUGAUACAAUUCUGUGUAAUGGAUUUUAUACAAGAAAAGGCUGAGCUUGAUGAAAAAACAAUUGCCUACAAUGAAAGCAUAAACAAGCCAAAUACUCUUGCGUUAUACUAUCGCUCGAGUAGAAACGGUUAUGAGAAGAUAAAAGAAUUGUCUGGAAUAAAAUAUCCGAAUUUGUCUCUGCAUAAUGUUUCAGUAUCGACAAGUACAGAGCUUGCGUUCACAAUUUUUGACGUAUUGUACGACGAGAAUGUAUCUACAACAGAUAUCACUUUCACAACUGAAUUUAUCUCAAGCACCGAAUUAGACAAUGUUACUGAAAUAACAUUAUUUGAACAGACUUCGACUACCACUAGACCUGCUUUAGAUACAAAGAAAGCUACACCUGGAAAUGUUUGUUACUGUGAUCUGUUGUAUAAACAAUGUGAUAUCAACUGUUGCUGUGAUGAAGAAUGUUCACAAAGAGAUAAAGAAUUGUUUGAAAAAUGUAAAAACUUCCAACAAAAGAAAUAUCAUCCUUUAGCAUGCGGCGCAAGUUCUACUAUUUCUGGAUUCGGAAAUUUACUUUGUAUUGCCAAAACAAACUUGCCCGACCAUAGAGUUGCUGUAAAUCAAAAGAUAAAUAAAGCGAUACAUGAUGUGUUUUUGUGGCAUGAGAAUCACAAACAAGCACAGUCAUAUAGUUUUAACAGAAACAUUUACAAAUUCGGUGAACCAGUUUGGAUACUAAGAAACAAAUUAAUUUAUUAUUUAGAUUUACCCAUCUCUGUUAUAAAUAACUACUGCAGUGUAAGACGUAAAAUAAAAUUUUUAAGUAAUGAGAAGAUUAAUUGUCGAGUAAAAUUAAAUGAUUUGGAAAUGUUUCGUGUACUCAACAUAGCGGAACACUCUACUGUAAUCACUGUAACUAAAGAAUCGUUGAACAAUACAGCUUUGAAUUGUUCUUCACUUCAUUGCACAAACUGGACGAUAAUUUACUGUAAUCGAGAUAUUUGUGUGCCUUAUAAUAAGAGUUUGCACUCACCAGUAUGUACAGAGAGUGAGUGUAAAAAUAUUGCACUUAAAAUAGAAUACAUUUUUAACAUUUACGAAUCGACAAUCGUCAAUGUCACAAUCAAAUUAUACGCUCAACAAAUAGCAGCAAUACAAUACGUGAUGCAAGAAGUUGUCGUUAAUUUUUUCAUUGGCAAUGCUUCGACGGAAAAUGUUGUAGCUUUAAGUGGAAAUCCCGGUUAUAUUAUUGGGUUACCCCUAAUCACAUCGUAUAUUGAAGCAAAUCAUACCUACAAUUUCUUUAAUAGUAAUGACCAGAACAACUAUAUAUCAUAUGCGGAGAAUAAAGGUGGUUUCUGCGUGCUCACAGAGUUAAUCAAGAAACAUAUACAGUUUGGCAUUAACAAGAGAUCGAAAUGCAGAGUUACAUUACGUCCACCUUCUACAACAAAUGGUACAGAAGCGUGUAUUAAUAUACAGAAAGAUAUUAACAAAAUUGCAGGCGUUGAUCGUGGAAUGUUCAUUUCACCGUAUGGCAACCCUACUAAUUUAAACGAUGACGAUUGGUUGCCAGUGACAUUUGAGUCAAGGUAUAUUUAUGGUGAAUUUAAAUCCAAAAGAUCUAGAUUACAAUGUCUUAAUAUAAAUACGAGAUUCGCAUUUGUGUUUACGUAUGCUGAUUUAAGUGAUGUAGGUACGGAGAAUAGGUUGUUGUCGGUCAACAUGGAUGGGUCGGUAACCAAUGUGACAUUCGAGUCUGAGGAAUACACAACUGUGAUUACUGUCGAUAUUAACUUUAUAAAUAUGAAGUCCGCGAGUCGGCAUCACGUCGCCGGACCUCCGCAUUUGAAUCUCAAUCUCCCAAGAGACUUUUUCUUCCCAUUCCCUUCGAAUCUAUGCUCUAUUUCUAAAUGUAACAUGUAUGUAGUAAUGUACUCUUUAGUCGCUGCUGUUUGUUUUAAAUAAAAUAACUUUGAAUGUUAA
Papilio polytes (common Mormon) is the source of this 2039-nucleotide messenger RNA. Its product is annotated as tectonic-3. Lineage: Eukaryota; Metazoa; Arthropoda; Insecta; Lepidoptera; Papilionidae. The record is from RefSeq and is a predicted model, not a curated record. Gene Ontology annotation, cellular component: ciliary transition zone. Gene Ontology annotation, biological process: cilium assembly. The coding region runs from base 24 to 2021 and encodes 665 amino acids. The transcript has 5 exons.